CGGUUCAGCCAAUCACAGUGCACGUCAUUACGAUUGGGCGUCUAGCGAGCGAAGCAUGCGCAGUUAACAUGUCUCCGUGGAAGGUGUGUGUUCCUGGUGAAAGAUUGUGUAGCACGGAAGUCUGUAAAGCUGGAAGUGGGACCUACAUUCGACACAGCUUUAUCUUUGCCUCUCUUGCAGGCUAUGUGGUAAAGAAGAAUGAGGGAGAAGAGCUGCCAGUGAUCUCAGUGGCCAGAGAAACAGAAGCCCAGCUAUUGCCUGAUGUAAAUGCAAUAGUAACAUGUAAGGUGACUAGUAUUAACCCACGGUUUGCAAAGGUUCAUAUCCUCUAUGUUGGCUCAACCCCUUUAAAAAAUAAAUUCAGAGGAACAAUAAGAAAAGAAGAUGUAAGAGCUACAGAAAAGGACAAGGUGGAGAUUUAUAAAUGUUUCCGACCUGGGGAUAUUGUCCUAGCAAAAGUUAUCUCCUUAGGUGAUGUGCAGUCCAACUACCUUCUUACAACGGCAGAGAAUGAGCUUGGGGUUGUGGUGGCACAUAGUGAGGCAGGUGUGCAGAUGGUGCCAAUCAGCUGGUGUGAAAUGCAGUGUCCUAGAACUCACGCAAAAGAGUUUCGGAAAGUGGCACGGGUACAACCUGAAUACUUAAUGCCAUAAAAGCCGAACUGCUUGGAUAAUGCUGUGCUAAUGAUUGUGCUUUCAUUGUGGAGGAUACAAAAUGAUCAGCCUAACCUGACACUUGAUCUGCCAUUUGUGACAAUAGUUUACCUGCUUGUUAUAAAGCUGGACUAAAAAAAGCCUGCGAGAAUGUAUUUCUGAUCAGUGAGGUCCAAGCGUGUGCUGUACGACCAAUGGCUUGACGCAGUUUUCCUCAGUAAUGAUGCUGAAAUUCAGCUUUACUAUUGAUUAUGGAUCAGUUAUUUCAUUAUUUAAUAUUUGUUUCUAAAUAAAAUGAAAGUCAACA
Messenger RNA from Erpetoichthys calabaricus (reedfish), 960 nucleotides. RefSeq names its product exosome component 1 (gene exosc1). The coding region runs from base 69 to 653 and encodes 194 amino acids. The record is from RefSeq and is a predicted model, not a curated record. Lineage: Eukaryota; Metazoa; Chordata; Cladistia; Polypteriformes; Polypteridae. Gene Ontology annotation, molecular function: RNA binding. Gene Ontology annotation, biological process: RNA processing. The transcript has 8 exons. Gene Ontology annotation, cellular component: nuclear exosome (RNase complex); cytoplasm.